ACCAUAUGAACAUGAAGGUCAAGGUUUUAGUCGCGGUCCUUUUAAGUGCCUAUACAAUGGCUGAACCUCCAGUUGGAGACUAUCCCUAUCCCGAUUACGCUACUCAACGAUCUCUUUCCGAUACAUAUGGCCCUCCUAGUUUUGGCGCAAGAACUCAAAACCAAUUAACACCAACUUACGGCCCUCCCGAAAGUCAAAACGCACGUCUCUCAAAACAAUACCUACCUGCGCAGCGAAGUCUGUCCCAGGAAUAUGGAGUUCCUCGAAAUUUCGAUACUACUGAAUAUUCUGAUGAUUAUAUUCCACCAAGUCAGCAAUAUGGGGUACCAUCAGCCCGAACGCCUCCUCAAGAAUAUGGAUUACCUACAAGUAACUUGAAUGCCGAAGAGGAAUAUAGUAUUGAUGCAAGAAAUGUGCCACAAGAAUACGAAGUAGCAGCCAAAACUCUUCCGUCAACAAGGCUAUCUCAGAACUACGGAGCACCAGCCCGUACCAUUGAUACAUCUGUGCGCGAUUUGACCCGACAAUAUGGAGUGCCAAAGUCACGUUCUCAAAACCUCCCUAAAUCUCAAUUCCCAAAAACCCGGGCAAGCCAAGUGCCUAACUCCUUUGGUGUACCUCAACUACAAAAUAUCCCUACUUCAAGAGUUCAAGACUUCAAUUUAGCUGCAAAAUCGAUUGAUUCUUCUUUCCCAUCCGAUUCUUAUGGAGCGCCUUUGCAAAGGUCAUUUGACACCAUUUCUAAGGAAUAUGGAGUUCCUCAAACUGAAAAACCAGUUUUCCGGUCGCAAAGUAUCUCCCAAACUUAUGGAGUUCCACGUUCAGGGUCUGAUAGCUACGCAAAGAUGUCUAGAUUUGGCGCUGCACAAAACACAGUUUCUACAAGUUAUGGAGUUCCUCGGUUGUCUUCUCAGUAUGGUGUACCAAGCGGCGGUAGAUCAAUAAAACUCUCAGAAUCUUAUGGAGUACCUAAUGCUAAAUCAUUUGAUGAUUCUAGAGUGAGAUCCAACUCAUUUUCCAGCAGUACAUCCUAUCUUCCACCCAGCCGUGAAGCAAUGCCAUCCUCAGGGUACGGAGUGCCUGAUGUGAACAACGGUCUUUCCGAUCAGGGGUACAGUUAUGCAAGAAAUGCUCUGGAUGAACUGAUCAACCAAGAGCCAGCCAACUACGACUUUGGGUACAAAGUCAACGAUCUUCGCACUGGAAGUGAUUUCGGUCAUACAGAGACCAGACAAGAGAACAAGGCUGAAGGAUCAUACUUUGUGGUGCUUCCAGAUGGUACCAAACAGGUGGUGGAAUACGAAGCAGAUGACCAAGGCUUUAGACCCCGUAUCUCUAUAGAAGCAGUCGAUCUGGGAUACGAUGAAAACGCAUCUAAUUUAGCUAAAUCCGGACCGUACUAAACACGUACUCAAUUAAAAAGGUUCCUACAUAACGAUAAAAGGCUUUACGAGAAAUUAAUAGUUGUUAUACUUGAUGAUAUGAAAAAUAUA
Molecule: messenger RNA, 1493 nt
Organism: Pieris brassicae (large cabbage white)
Lineage: Eukaryota; Metazoa; Arthropoda; Insecta; Lepidoptera; Pieridae
Product: pro-resilin-like
Exons: 6
Coding region: 6-1403 (465 amino acids)
Cellular component (GO): extracellular matrix
Source: RefSeq, a predicted model, not a curated record